ACGUCAGACUAGGCUGUAUGGCUUUCAUUUCCUGUGCUCACCCUCGAAAAGUAUAAAAAUAAAAAAAAUAAAAUCAAAAUAUGAAAUACAUGGACGCACAUUGCCUUGUUGCACUUGUAUUCUGCUUGCAUUGCAUUUAUUCGUCUUCAGUCGUCACGUUGUACAAGUUUCGUGAAAAUUUUUAUCCCAAUCUCUCAGUCUUAUUUUAUAUUCACUCUCAUUAAAAUGAAUAAAAUGUAUAGGCGCGAUAAAAAGGAAGAUGAAGAUCCUGGAAGUUAUUUACAAAAUCUGGAUAAGACUGUUCUCCAACAAGAGGCACGAUAUUUUAGCUCUACGCCUGUUAACCCUAGAAAAUGUGUGCUUAUUUUAACCAAAAUAAUAUAUUUGAUUAACCAAGGAGAGAAAUUAACUACUCAGGAGGCGACCAAUAUUUUUUUCGCAACAACAAAAUUAUUUCAGUGCAACAAUAUAGAAUUGCGUCGGCUUGUUUAUUUGUGCAUUAAGGAAUUGAGUUCUAUGGCACAAGACGUAAUUAUAGUUACAUCUUCUCUUACAAAAGAUAUGACUGGAAAAGAAGAUAUGUUUAGAGCUGCUGCGAUUCGUGCCCUUUGCACUAUAACUGAUAGCACCAUGUUACAAGCAAUUGAUCGUUACAUGAAACAAGCAAUUGUCGAUAAAAAUCCUGCAGUUAGUUCAGCCGCAUUGGUCUCAGCACUUCAUCUGUCAUCGACAGUUCCAGAUUUGGUGCGUCGAUGGGUAAAUGAAGCUCAGGAAGCAAUAAUGUCUGAUAAUGCAAUGGUUUCCUACCAUGCAUUGGCUGUGGUUGCCUGCGCACGCCAGAAUGACCGUUUAUCAACAGUGAAACUGGUAACAAAACUAUCUCGGGUGCCACUUCGCUCACCUUAUGCUCUUUGUUUACUUGUCCGUUAUGCUGCCAAGUUAGCUGAUGAAGAUUCAUCUGAAGCAUCCGAGGUUUAUAUUGAUUUUAUUGAAUCCUGUUUGCGCCUUAAAUCAGAAAUUGUAGUAUAUGAAGCAGCUUAUGCACUUGUCAAUAUGAGGAAAUCAACUAAAGGUCUUACUCAGGCUGUAUCGGUGCUUCAAAUAUUCUGUGGUUCCUCAAAGGCAACUUUACGUUUAGCUGGUGUACGUACUUUGGCGAAAUUAACUACUAAACAGCCUAAUCUUGUAUCUAACUGUGCUACAGAUUUGGAAAAUUUAAUAUCGGAUCCCAAUCGAUCUGUUGCCACUUUAGCUGUUACAACUCUUCUAGCAACUGGCGCUGAAAAUUCUGUUGAUCGUCUUAUGAAGCAAAUAUCCGGUUUCAUGUCAGAAAUAUCAGAUGAAUUUAAAAUUGUUGUUGUUAAUGCAAUUAGACGCCUUUGUUCAAAAUACCCUCGAAAACAUCAAUCUUUAGCAUCAUUUUUAGCUGGUAUGCUUCGAGAGGAAGGUGGAUUGGAGUAUAAAUCAGCUAUUGCGGAUGUCUUAAUUGCUUUAGUUGAAGAUAACCCUGAAGCAAAGGAAACUAGUUUGGCACAUCUUUGUGAAUUCAUAGAGGAUUGUGAGCAUACUUCUUUGGCUGUGCGAAUCCUACAUGUCUUAGGUUGUCAAGGACCAAAAACAAGUCAACCUUCCAGAUAUAUCAGAUAUAUUUAUAAUCGGGUUAUUUUGGAGUCAAGUCCUGUACGUGCUGCUGCUGUUACUGCCGUGGCAAGGUUUGGUGCAAUGUGUGAAGAAUUGCUUCCAAAUAUCAGGGUACUAUUAAGCCGUUGCCACCUAGAUGAUGAUGACGAAGUUCGAGAUCGUGCAAUUUAUUAUAGUACGAUAUUAGAUUCCGAAGAUCGAUCAUUAAUAAAUGACUAUAUUAUAAAUAUAUCUAUUCCAAAUCCAGUACUAUUAGAACAAGCUCUUAGAGAUUAUCUUUUAACAGCGGAUGAGAAUACGGAACCUUUUAAUAUCGCAGUUGUUCCAGUUACACAGCAUGUACAGGAGAUACAGGAUUCUCCAAUUGAAACCGAAACACAUAAUGCGGUCAUAAUAUCACUUGAGGAACAAUAUGCAGAACAAUUAAAAGCAGUUCCUGGUAUCGAGAAAAUUGGACCUAUCUUUAAAACUUGUGAGGCAGUUGAUUUAACUGAACCGGAAACUGAAUAUCGUAUUCGAUGUGUAAAACAUAUAUUUGCUCGGCAUCUAAUAUUGCAAUUCGAGUGCCUUAAUACUCUAAAUGAUCAAUUGCUUGAAAAAGUUCGUGUUUGUUUAACGUCAAUUCCUGGUUACAAGAUAUUGGGUGAAGUUCCGUGCGAGCAACUAAUGUAUGAUAAACAAGGAAAUGUUUUCUGCCUAUUAGAAUUUCCAGAAAGUCCUAUAGAUACAUUAGGUACAUUUGGAGCAGUUUUGGAGUUCACAGUUCGUGAUUGUGAUCCAACAACUGGCCUUCCCGACACUGGUGAAGGUUAUGCCGAUACAUAUCCAUUGGAAGAUAUUGAAAUUAGUUGUGCCGAGCAACUUAGGACUACUGCUACAACUGAUGAUUGGGAGGCUUUAUGGGACAAGGCUUCGACUGCAGCCGAAGCCAGUGACACCUUUGGCUUGGCACAUACAGAUGUGGGUAAAGCUGCAAUUGCUGUUUGCGAAUAUUUAGGUCUUCCUAAAUCAGCCAUAGGGGGAGAUACUGUUAAAGAUAUUCGCGGAGCGGGCAUAUGGCGUGAUGGUAACCCUGUGUUGAUUAAGGCACGUUUGGUCGCUGCUCAAGGCACUGUUACUAUGCAACUUGUGUCUCGUUCUGCUCGUGAAGAUGUCGCAACGCUUCUUUUAACUGCCAUUGGUUAAUUAGCAUGCCAAUUAAAUUUUCGUCUAUUUUCAUAUUAUCUCCGUCGUGCCUUUAAAUUGUUAGUAUAAGAAAUUAGUAGAUUAGUAUAGAAAAAUAAAAGAAAUGCCGACAAUAAAGCGAUUUACUGCCGAGUAAUAUUCGAGGAACGAGGCAUAAUUAAAUAUCAAAGAAAAUGGAUGAAAUAAUUUAUAGGCAUUUGUUAUGCAUUACGAGUACAUAUUGUUAUUGUUAUGAAUUAAUUUUGUACCUCCCAUUAGAUAUAAAAAUAUCACUCAAUGACAACAGAAUAAUAAGCAUGCGGGAAUAUAAAGUGAAAAUAAUGUGUAGGUACUGAUUAUAUGUACAGUAUAUAUACAGUCUAAUAAGACAAAUAUUACAGUAUAUAAAUUCAGUGUUGUACAAAAUUCAUAUAGGUAUCUGUAUUAUACAGUUAUUUUAAAUAAGUAAGUACCUAUAGAGAAAAGAAAUAUCUACCUGUUUAUCUUAAGAGUAUAUAAAAUCUGUAACUAUUUAUAAAACUUUAUGUAUACACACAUAUUUAUAUCAAAUAAAGUUUUUAGUAUUACUAAA
This is a messenger RNA of Galleria mellonella (greater wax moth), 3397 nucleotides long. It is a transcript of the gene Copg1, whose product is annotated as coatomer subunit gamma-2-like. Gene Ontology annotation, biological process: endoplasmic reticulum to Golgi vesicle-mediated transport; intracellular protein transport; protein secretion. Gene Ontology annotation, cellular component: COPI vesicle coat; Golgi membrane; endoplasmic reticulum. Gene Ontology annotation, molecular function: structural molecule activity. The transcript is spliced from 2 exons. Lineage: Eukaryota; Metazoa; Arthropoda; Insecta; Lepidoptera; Pyralidae. Bases 226 to 2826 code for a protein of 866 amino acids. The record is from RefSeq and is a predicted model, not a curated record.